AUGACGCCACCUGACCAGGAGGAACAACAGGAUCGGGCCCUCUACAGACAGAUAGGAGUAGCCUCAGGUUUGAAUUUGCAGGCCCUGGUCCUCAUGGGGGAUUCCAACCACCCCGAUAUCUGCUGGAGGGACAACACAGCAGGACAUGAGCAAUCCAGGAGGUUCCUUGAGUGGUUUGAUGAUAACUUCCUCCUCCAAGAGCUGGCCCUGAAGUCUUUGGGAAGUGAGGGUCUGUUUCUGUUUUCUUCUCUGGACACAAACAAUGAUCUGUACCUCAGUCCGGAAGAGUUCAAGCCAAUAGCUGAAAAGCUGACGGGGGUUGCUCCCAUCUCAGAAUUUGAAGAGGAGGAGACACCUGAUCCAAGCGGGGAGACGUUGUCCGUUGUGGCUAAAUUCCAGCCUUUGGUCAUGGAAACGAUGACGAAGAGCAAAGACGGUUUCUUGGGAAUUUCUCAUGUUGCUCUGUCUGGGCUGAGGAAUUGGACUGCCCCAGCAGCCCCUAUGAGCGUGAUGCUUGCCAGACAGUUUAAAGCCUUUCUUCCUCCAAAGAAUAAACUGGAUCUUGGGGAUCCAUGGUGGAUAAUUCCUAGUGAAUUGAACAUCUUCACUGGGUAUCUUUCCAACAACAGAUUUUACCCUCCGCCUCCCAAGGGCAAAGAGAUCAUAAUCCACAGGCUUUUGAGCAUGUUCCACCCACGCCCCUUUGUCAAAACCCGCUUUGCUCCCCAAGGAGCUGUGGCCUGCAUCCAAGCCGUCAGCACGUUCUACUACACGAUAGCGUUCAGGAUCCAUGCUGAAUUCCAGCUGAAUGAGCCACCAGACUUCCCUUUCUGGUUUUCCCCAGGCCAGUUUACAGGUCACAUCAUCCUCUCCAAGGAUUCUUCCCAUGUCCGAGAGUUUAAGCUCUUCGUCCCUAACAACAGGUCUCUGAAUGUUGAUAUGGAGUGGCUGUAUGGGGCGAGUGAAAGCAGCAACAUGGAAGUGGAUAUUGGUUACCUGCCUCAGAUGGAGCUGGAAUCGACAGGGCCUUCAAUCCCCUCUGUGAUCCAUGACGAGAAUGGAAAUGUGAUUGACAGCAGGGAUCCCUCAGGGGAGCCCAUUCAGUUUGUGUUUGAAGAGAUAACCUGGCAGCAGGAAAUCCCCUGGGAAGAGGCAGCCCAGAAGCUGGAAGUGGCCAUGUAUCCAUUUAAGAAGGUCUCCUAUCUUCCCUUCACACAAGCUUUUGAGAAAGCAAAAGCAGAAAAGAAGCUGGUGCACUCGAUCCUGCUGUGGGGUGCCCUGGAUGACCAGUCCUGCUGAGGUUCGGGGCGAACUCUCCGGGAGACCGUCCUGGAAAGUUCGCCCAUCCUCGCCCUGCUGAAUGAGAGCUUCAUUAGCAGCUGGUCAUUGGUGAAGGAGCUGGAAGAGCUGCAGAGCAACAGAGAGAAUGAGUUCUACAGCAAGCUGGCUGACCUGCACCUGGAGAAAUACAACUUCCCCGUGGAGAUGAUCAUCUGCCUCCCCAAUGGCACAGUGAUUCACCAUAUCAAUGCCAACUACUUCCUGGAUAUUACUUCUAUGAAGCCUGAAGAUGUUGAAAGCAGCAUCUUUAGUUUCUCAACCAAUUUUGAAGACCCUUCAACUGCAACUUACCUCCAGUUCCUGAAGGAAGGACUGCAAAGAGCAAAACCAUACCUGCAGACCUAAAAACAAAGGCACCUGAAUGCCCCACAGAGAUGGCCAAAGACUUCAGAGAUCUAUUUUGAUUACAGCAAUUCUUCCUCAUCUUCAUGCCAGACAUUGAUGUUAAGAUGCAGACAGUCCCAGGACCGGGGCUUUGCUCUGGAUGUUGGUUUGAGGCUAAGUUUCAAGUGAUACCAGUUUACAUAACCUGCCCUUUUGAGUUCAGGCAAAUUUUUACAGGAGUGAAAAUACUUGAAUCUAUAAACAUUCUCGGUGCAUACACCUUGAUUUGCCACCCACCCUCGUGUUUUUCCAGCUCCUGUUCAGACUCUGUGGUGAAACUCGCGUAACAGCUGUACCAAGCGUCACCCGGAAACCCCUGAUCUCAAGGACUGGACUGUGUGUUGAAUCACGGAGAACAGCAUUGCCAUUACGACCGAACACUCGUGGUGAGCGCCUGUGCCCUGUGGGCGAAGGCGCAGAAUCCAGCACAGGUGGGAAGUUCCCUCCUGGUAGCCGGUGUCCUCCACACCUCCUCGCCAGCAGCAGCUCUGAGCUGUAAGCUGCCUGGUGGCUUGGAUGCCAGCUCUUCACGAUGGCAUUUAUUGACAGCAGUGGCAACCAAUGCAUAAUGGGACUAUAGCUGGUAAUGUGUAGACAUGAACGUAGGAGGUUCGAACUGGAGGCUUGAGCUCUGGAAUGGCCUCCUCCCAGCACCCUGUGUGACGGGGUGGGAGAGCCAUCUCACUUAUUCAGGUUCUUUGCAUCUGAGGGAGGUGCUGAGGUUGACACAGUGAAAUUAAGGAACGGAGACCAGGGCAUUUAGAGGUAUGGUGCAGCUCAGAUGUCAGGGGUGAAUUAACUCGGGGGGGAUUAGGGGUCAGAGCCCCACGAGCUCUACCAGUGCAGUACGUGCA
This is a messenger RNA of Haliaeetus leucocephalus (bald eagle), 2579 nucleotides long. It is a transcript of the gene SELENON, whose product is annotated as selenoprotein N, 1. The record is from RefSeq and is a predicted model, not a curated record. Gene Ontology annotation, cellular component: endoplasmic reticulum membrane. Gene Ontology annotation, biological process: calcium ion homeostasis; skeletal muscle fiber development. NCBI's taxonomy places the organism in Eukaryota, Metazoa, Chordata, Aves, Accipitriformes, Accipitridae. The transcript has 13 exons.